This is a messenger RNA of Pygocentrus nattereri (red-bellied piranha), 4105 nucleotides long. RefSeq names its product sushi domain-containing protein 6-like. Lineage: Eukaryota; Metazoa; Chordata; Actinopteri; Characiformes; Serrasalmidae. The record is from RefSeq and is a predicted model, not a curated record. The transcript is spliced from 8 exons. Bases 330 to 1553 code for a protein of 407 amino acids.
CACCAGGGUGAAGAGCGGCGAGUUUCUAUACACUGAACCAUUUCGCAUCAGACCGCUCUGAAUGACCGUGUGCACACCGCACCGAGUGAUCUGUGUAGACGUCCUGAAGAAUCAGUGAUGUUCACCUUUAAGGUUCACUUUUAUUCUGACAGGGUGUUUUAGUGGUGCCGUUUCCCGGAGGGCAGUGAGCGGAGCGGCCCACAGCCGGACGGACAGGUCAUCUGUUCAGAGCUGCCUGCUUGACAGCUGUGGCGGAGGCAUAGCUAGCUUGCUAGCUAACGCUACGUAUCCCGAAGAAAGGAGACAGUAGCCCUGCUGUGAAGGGUAAGAUGUCAGAAGGAAUUAAUGAGAGGUAUUCAUCGGUGCAGAUCUCCACAGCGUCUCUUUCUAGCCUGCCUUGGUCUCUGUUGAUCUUGAGUUUGCUGUCUACUUCACAUGCAUCAAGUUGUGUGAGGCCGUUCUCCAUCCAGCAUGGCCGAGUGAAUGUGACUGAGACCAACAGAGGCUCCUUUCCUGUGGGCACUGUGCUCCAGUAUAGCUGUGAUUCAGGGUACACUGUGGAUGGUCCCAGCAUCGUCAUCUGCACCCGAGAGGGUCUUUGGUCUUCAGGCCCACCACGCUGUCUACAUGAUAACUAUUGUGUGCGGCCAUUCCCCAUCCAGCAUGGCCAAGUGAAUGUGACGGAAGCCAGCAGAGGAUCCUUCCCUGUGGGCACUGUGCUCCAGUACAGCUGUGAUUCAGGAUACACUGUGGAUGGUCCCAGCAUCGUCAUCUGCACCCGAGAGGGUCUUUGGUCUUCAGGCCCACCACGCUGUCUACAUAAUAACUUGUGCGGUCCUCCAUUUGAGCCAGAAAACGGAGGUUAUACCUGCCACCCGUCCCCAUGUCAACGCCUGACUCACGGAACAGUGGUUGAAUAUUUUUGUGAUCAGGGCUACACACUGAAGGGGGACUACAAAUACCUUACCUGCCAGAAUGGCGAGUGGGACAGCCCUAUGCAGGUCAGCUGUGUUCUCAGCCAGGAAAAGUAUCCAGCUCCUGUGCUGGGAAUGAACACACUGUCCAUUGUGGCCUCCACUGCCAGCUCUGUGGCACUGGUCCUUCUGCUGGUGGUCCUAUUUGUCUUACUGCAGCCCAAACUGAAGUCUUUCCAUCACGGACGUCAUGAUCAGGGAGGCCCUGGGCAGCCCAUAACCAUCAUGGUGGAGGGUGUCCAGGUCACAUUGCCAUCCUAUGAGGAGGCUGUGUCUGGAGCUGGUGGUGUAGCGUUGCCUCGGCCCCACCCACAUGCACAGCUGGAGUCUUUGGAGCAGCCUUCAGCCCAGGCCUCAACCACACACACUGAGCAUGCAGAGAUCGCAGUGGUGCAUCGGCCACCUUCCUCUUCAUCUUCCUCUUCCUCCUGGUCCUUGGAUGCUGUGCAAGGGGCGACAGCAGCAUCCACUGCAUUACAAUACCAGAACCCUGAAAACAGUCAGCAUAACAAUAUGCUGUCUCUACACAGUCCAGAGCAGGACCUGGCUGAUGACAUUCCCCUAUUAAAGGAAUCAUGAGAGCUCCUGGACUCCCAUAGGUUCCCACACAGUCUGUAUGCUUGGACCACAAAGGCUGCAACCCUGCAGACCUGACUGCUGUGAUCCCCUUUUGUGCUGCACCCCUACCACAGCCCAGCCCAUCUCAGGUGAUAUUCAACUAGGCAGGCCCGAUGCCUAAAAGGCACCUCCAGUGCUGUCCUGUCAGGAAUGCCCAGAUAUUUACAUAUAUAUCAUACAUGCUCAAAUCCUGCACCAUUUCAGAUGCUUGCUCUGCAUCCUUCAGGUCUACAGAGUUGGACAUGUAGCAGAGAGACAUAACACUGUACAGAGUGUGAAAGAUUUAUGGAAGGCCUUACAUGGCAUUUAAAUAUUAUUUUGUUAUUGAACACAUUGUUCUGUGGGGUUUUAUAUGUUCUGAAAUAAAGACCACAGUUAUCACAUUUAGAAGAAAAUUCACACACAUGCCCCUCCGGCACCACCACCACGUAUGUGCAUAUGCACAACACUGCUCGAUAGGGGAGUCGAUUCUUCGAUUCUAAUCCAGUUCAAUUGGGAAUUGAGAGUCUAUUCCACAGCUUUGGACAAAUGUUUGUGCACUUGUGCAUGCAUGUGAGAUAUACCCUUCCAGCACAUGAGUCAGUAGUCUGUAUACUUUGAACAAUAUGGAAAAAGUGUAAAAUUUGUACUAAAAAGUGGCUUAUGGUUGAUAAGCCUCACAGAAAUGCUCCGCUUUGCUGGUCAUGCUGUGUUGCUUUUGUGCAGUAGCAGCCAUGCGUGCUCAAGGGACAGAUGUUUCCCACUUCCCUCAAGCAGUAUGCUCCUAUAAUCAUGUAUAGGAUACAUUCCCUUGAUGUUUUUCACUCACAAAACCUGAAAACACAAUAUUGUAAUACUGGCUCCAGUCAAGACAUCAUUGAGUGUCCGGUACUGUAUAAGCUUCUGUUUAGGUAUGAGCCCUCCUUGUCAUUUUUACAGUAAUUGUACUAGAUGUAGUGCAAGUAAAUUGCCACGUCAGCCUUACCAGCAUUUUGACUCUGGCUUUGAUUUUGGCUUGCGUUCACAUUUCACUCCUUUCUGAUAAUGUCCUGAUUUUGGAAUCAUUAUUAAAAUCAAGAACAUUUCUUAUUUGUGGAAUCACAAUGUGAAUGAUGCAUGGACACUCUUGCUAGCACUGAGGGUUUUUUUCUUCUUCUUUUUGUUAGCUUGACUUGAUUGAAUGUUUCAUCCCACUCUAUUCUAGCUAUUUAGAUGCAUCUGGAAAAAAAUCUUUAUGGUUAUACACCCUGCCACACCUUCAAAAGGGCUAUUUCAACCCUCAGUGUUUUUCCCUUCUUUUCAUUUGUCAAAUCUCUCUCUGAUUGAAAAUUGGCUACUAGACGUGUGACAAUUUAGCAUGCAUUAUCAAAAUCUACUCUUGAUUAAGUAAUAACGCAUGUCACUUGUCACUUAUAAUAUGUUUAAAAAGGUUUGGUAUGGGACUAUGCGUGGGUGAACAGAUGCAAAUUGGACUAUUGAAUGGCACAUUGACGUUUCUGUGCGAUGGUCAUCUAUAAACUAGCUGUAUAAGCGGUUAGGCUGCAUUCUUGUAGGGGUUUGCAUAACGUUAAACAAAUGUUUACUUUUCUCAUAUCAUCUGUUGUGCUUUGACAAUACGGCUGGCUUUGUUUUUUAUGUUUUAUCUUUGCAUUUUACUGUGUAUCUGGUAAUUUUAUUUAGUGAUCUGAAAAAAUGGGCUUUGUACAUGAAGUGCUAUUGAUUAGCAUUGUAAAGUUAUACUGUACAGUUGUAUGCAAACAUUUGGCACCCCUGGCAAGGUUGCAAUUUUUGCUGAUUUUAGAAGUGAAAAAAUAAGUACACACAACCUCUGCAGCAGCUUUCUUAAGCCAUCUUGAGACAUCCACAGAACGUCCGAGAUCUACCAACAGAUUUUCAGCUAAGGUCAGGGGAUUGUGAGGGUCUGUCCAAUUCCAUUGCUUUUCCUGAAGUAGUUAAAAAUGGACGUUGAGGUAUGUUUUGGAUCAUUGCCCUUUUAUAGACGCUAGCUUCCGGUUCUUGACAUGCUAGGUCACGUUUCCUCCCAGAAUUUGCUAUUUAGUAGAAUCUGUUCUUCUAUCUACUCAUGCAGUGUUUCCUGUGUCACUGGCUGCCACAUAACCUGAAAGCAUAACAAAUCCACCUCCAUGCUUAACAAUUGGCAAAGUGUUCUUUUCAUCAAAUGCUGCUCCUUUUUUCCCCUUUGGUGAUUGUGGAGAUUGUUGCCUCUUUUCAAAAUAUUUAACUUUGCAAGGGGUGUCAACUUUUGCAUACAUCUGUAUUUGUGCUGGGAGAAGUGAGUUGUAAUGUCUCCUUGCCUCGCUGAAGGAGAAACUGAUACUUUUGCAGGAGCAAACGCAUAACUUAAUGUAAAUGGAUUUAUUUAAUACCAAAAAGUGGAGUUCUGUACUGUAUGUUUUUCUUUUGGAACAGAAUGAAGUAAUUUGCAAGGCAUAGUGUUUUAUGUUUGUACAAAGAUUUAAUUUAUCUCUGCAUUGUAAAUAACUUCUGAUUAAAUAUUGUUUUAAUUGUGCAAA